Molecule: messenger RNA, 2880 nt
Organism: Fomitiporia mediterranea MF3/22
Lineage: Eukaryota; Fungi; Basidiomycota; Agaricomycetes; Hymenochaetales; Hymenochaetaceae
Exons: 8
Coding region: 1-2880 (959 amino acids)
Cellular component (GO): microtubule organizing center
Source: RefSeq, a predicted model, not a curated record
AUGACACUCCAGGACCUCUCGCUCGGUUCUUUGCCUAGUUUCUCCACACCGGCAAAGUACCGGAUUCCCUCGACCUCCUCAGGGACAACUGCUCCUUCUUCAAAUGCGCUCAGCACUCCCUCUCCGGGUGCUAGCUUAACCCAGAGCAGGACAGAUGGUACUCUGGCUUCAACAACGAGCAAACGCUUGGCCUUUUCUAAGUUGACGAAUGACGAGGAUGAAGAGGAGCGCGAUGCCGAAGUACCGCGGACACCUGGUGAAGUUAAGGGAGAGCUUAUGGCUACACCUAUGCCUAGCCGCCUGUCAACCAAGCAGAAAUCGGGCUCAGGUGCAAAAGGAGCCACGAACCUCACUUUACGAGAUCAAGAGAAACACAUCGACGCGUUAAAGAAAGAAAACUUCAACAUCAAGUUGAAAGUACACUUUCUUGAGGAACGGCUAGCGCAACUCGCCCCUGAUCAGAUUGACGCUGCACUCAAACAGAAUAUAAAUCUCAAAAUUGAGGUACAGCAACGGGGAGUUGAAAUGAAGAAGUACAAGAAACUUGUACUAGAGUUGGAACGUGAGCUCCAGCGUCUGCAGCAAGGUCGUGGUAGGGAACGAGAGCUUGAGCAGAAGCUCGAGAACAUGGAGCACGACCUAAGAGAAGUCAGACGUCGAAAAGGCGGUAUCGGUCCCAUGGAUGAGGAACUGCGUGAAGAGAACGAGGAACUUAAGAAUCAGGUGGUAGAACUGAGGGCCCAGAUCGAGGAGAAUUACGCUGAGAUGCAAGAACUGGCCGCAGAACUGGAAAGGAAAGGCGGUGCGGAAGCUACUGCGGCUGAUAUGAGCCAACGACGAUCGCGUCUUGAAGCUCGAAUCAGGGAGCUGGAAGAUGAGAAUGAGGAUCUCCACGUAAAGCUUGACGAUCACGCCGAACGUAGUGAGAGCCAACUGAGGAUGUAUGAGAACCAAGAAGAGCGAGAAGCGAUGGAGGAUACUAAUAAUGAGUUGAGGGACAAGCUAGCUGCCGCGGAAAUUGAGCUGAACAUGAAAGAUGACGAGCUCACUUCAAAGGACAGAGAGAUUCAAGAAAUCAUUAGGGAGAACGAACGCGCAGCUGACGAACUCAACAAAGAAUGGCGGCAGGAAGUGGAUGAAGCACGAAACCAAGUCGAGGAGCUCCGCGAUGUACGUCCUGUCCCUUUCUCUUAUGUUCUCGCCGAACGAGAUGCUGAUUCCAAAGAACUCCGAAUGCACGUCUCAGAAUUAGAGGCGAAUACCACGGACCUUCAUAACAAAUUUGAAGCAGCCCUGGCCCAUCUAGAGCAAGAAGCCGAAGAAAAGGAUGCGGAAAUCGAGAGUGCAAAUCGCGAGAUUCAGAAGCUCGGUCAGCGAGUGUUUGAGCUCGAGGAUGAACUUGACAAUGUCAAAGCGAUGAGCGAUAAGAUUCGCGAUGAAGAAGCGAUGGAGAGAGACAGGUUAGACACUAUGGUCUCUGCCCUUAAAGAGGAGGAGCUUGCUCAGCAUGUUGAGAACCUCGUGGAGGAGAUGCAUCGUGAGCGGGAACUGCGACAGAAGGUUGAAUUCGAGCUCGACACGCAGGCGAAUUCGCAUGAUGCCGCUCUUCGUUCAGAACGGCGUACACUUGAGGCAAAGGAAUCCGCACUGCAGUCUGCACUUGCAGAUCUUGCGCGUACUCAGGCGCUUUUGACUCAACGAGACGCGGAUCUCGAAGAUGUACAGGCUGUGUUGCGAGAGCAGGAGGCAGAAGUACGCAAGCGCGGUGAGAAUGCUACGGCGGAUCGUUUCUCUCUGCAACUUGAAGUUGAUCGACUACGUCGCGAUGCCGAUAGACUCGAGGAGGAACUGUCGCGCGCACGUGCAGAACUUGCUGCGAAAGAGACGAAGAUGCGCGAGCGAGAUGAUGCCGUGGAUCGGUUGCAUGCUGAGAACCGGGAUCUCACAACGCAACUUGCGUCACAAACUCAGGCGCGUUUGAACAUGAUUGAGAAGCUGGAUGCUUCGCAGAACAGUCUGCGCACGGCAGAAUCGGAGUUGGCUUCAUGCAAGCAGCGACUGAGCGACUUGGAGCAGAGGCUAUCCAAGGAUCAGAGAUCGUUGCUCAACAGUGAGAAGAACUACACCGAGCAAUUGCACGAGCGAAAUUCGCUUCUGCUAACUAUCUACUCGUACAUGGAUAAAAUCCUUGGAGUAGAAAAAAUGCCUCCAGAGACGAAACCCUUUACCAAUUUCCCUGUCUUCCACGAAUUGAUCAUGACGCGACUCAAAGCUCUCAACCAGAUUGCGACUGACUUUGAGAAGAGGAGUAAAGAAAUUGAGACGCGGUACACGGAUAAACUGAACGAGAUCCGGAAGCAGAUCGAUUCGAAAUGGAAGCAGAUUGACAAGUUUGAUGUAUCUGUCCGAAACCUCAUGGACCAGAAGCACCUUUGGAAACGCAAGCUUGCUCUUAAGGAAGGAGAACUUGAAGCUCUGAAGUCAACGAAUUCAGAGCUGCAGACCCAGGUCUCUUCAAGACGACAUGGACAAUCUGAGUCGCUCGAGAUCAAAUCUCUACAAGCACGAGCAGCAAAUGCCGAACGCAGACUCACGAAUGCACAGAACCAGCUGCUGGCGGCUGAAGAAAAGAUGGCUGCGAUGAACCAGAAGACAACCGUAGCUGACAAUAAAUGGGAAGCACGCGUAAAGGAGUACGAGUCUCGGCUCCGCGCGGCUGAGGAACGUGUGAAGCGUGAACGGCAGGGCGCGAAGGAGAGAGUGAAUGAGCUAGAGACGACAAUAAAGUCGUAUCGACGGCAAAUCGACAUAGCAAGCAAGCGCAAUCAGCAACUCAAUGAGCUCGUCGACCCCAACAAGGCAUCUUCUCCGAAGCAAUGA